UAUCUCUUUCGAUGUAGAGCGUCAACAAUUAUUUUGCAUCGUACUGAGAACUAUGACGAUUUUAUACAGCUUCUUAAAACAAGUGGAUUUCUAGGAAAUGCAAAAAAAUAUAUCUUUUUAUAAAUUUAAACGCUGUUAUACAACAAAAUGACCGGGCGAGCAGAAGAUUUAGAUCACGGACAAAAGCCACGUAGACGACGUCCAAUAUGGAACAAAAUUUCUGAUUUUGCCAAUGUUUUUAAAUCAUUUAUUGGAUCAAAUUAUUUGUCUGUGCCAUUUGCAUUCAAACAAAGUGGAUUGAUUCUUGGCAUUAUUGGUCUUGUCGUUAUUGCUUACAUCACAGACCAUUGUUGUGUCCUGAUUGUGAAGUGUAAGAAGGCUGCGAUCGAUCAAAUCAUGAACUCCACCUACCAUUGCUCCUACGAGGGCAGUAGUGAUCAGUAUCAGAAACUGGAAAAACGAAAAACAAAGCAACGUUCAAAUCUGGAGUCAACUGUCUCCUAUGGUGAUCUGGGUCGGAUAGCCAUGGGUCGGUGGGGAAGCCGUAUCGUUAUUACCUCCCUAAUUGUUACCCAAUUUAGUGCCUGUGUCAAUUAUUUCACUUUCAUUGGUGAGACAAUAAUGAGAAUGUGGCCACCUAUUAACAAUCAUACCAGUAAAUCGACCCCAAAUGCAACAGCAUUACUUGGGGCAUCACCCUCAGAGAACCACCCUAGUGCACCCGAUAUCAUAUACCUUAUGCUGAUACCCUUACCAAUUUUCCUCCUGCAAACGUAUGUGAGGAAAGUGAGAAGCCUCGGUCCACUGAGCUCCAUUGCAAACGCAUGUGUCUUUUUUGGAUUCUUCUCAAUUCUUGGGUUCAUUCUUCAUGGUAUUGACUUCAGCAAUGUCCACAAAAUUGACUUUUGGAAACUCUCAACAUUUCCAAUCUUUUUUGGGCAAAUUGUUUGGUCUUAUGAGGGCAUUGGAACAAUAAUUCCUGUCGAGGCGAGCAUGAAAGAGAACCGUCGGAACUAUCGAAAGUACUUGCACAGCGUCAUAAUACUCGUCUCAAUAAUCCAAUGCACUUUCGGUGUCUUAGGCUACAUUCAUUUCAGGGAUGAAGUUGAACAGAUAAUAAGCGACAACCUUCCCUACGGAACGCUAUCCAUAGUCGUUCAGGUUACUUUAUGUAUUGGAAUACUGUUCACAUUUCCCUUGCAAAUGUUUCCAGUUGUUGAAAUCGCCGAGAACUACUUCUUGAAAGACACAAGGAGACGCACCACGGUCACAGCUAGUUACAGUUGCGACGAGUCGAGCCUGCGACCCGAAACUUCUGUAGUUCAAUAUGGAAACAUAACUCCGACAGAUGAAUUGUCUGAAGAUGAAAUAUCUGAAAACGACAGCGACGCCGAAGGAACUGAAGUAUUGAUUCGGAAACCUACGGGACCGUGUUCCUGUGACAUGGGAUGGUCAACCUGGAAGAGGAAUAUCGUUCGUACAAUUCUGGUGUGUUUGUCAUUUGGCGUGGCUUACGUUUCCCGGAAUUACUACGCCUAUGUCGCUGCCUUGUCCGGAUCAAUUGGCAGUUCUCUUCUCGCCUUCAUAUUGCCUUGUGCAUUUCAUUUGAUAAUCGAACGAGAUACGUUACCAACACUUAUCGUUGCCAAAGAUAUAAUUCUUAUUCUUUUUGGAAUAAUAGCAGGCAUCGUCGGUUUUGUUACGACUUUGAUUAAAAUAAUAAAAUAGGUUUUUAAAAUUGUAAAAUAUUGUUAAA
Dendronephthya gigantea is the source of this 1756-nucleotide messenger RNA. Its product is annotated as amino acid transporter AVT3B-like. NCBI's taxonomy places the organism in Eukaryota, Metazoa, Cnidaria, Anthozoa, Malacalcyonacea, Nephtheidae. Gene Ontology annotation, biological process: amino acid transmembrane transport. Bases 148 to 1728 code for a protein of 526 amino acids. The record is from RefSeq and is a predicted model, not a curated record. The transcript is spliced from 6 exons. Gene Ontology annotation, cellular component: vacuolar membrane. Gene Ontology annotation, molecular function: amino acid transmembrane transporter activity.